ACUGGAUUGCCCUCCUAUGCCUGUCUUAUGAUGUUGUUUCCCUUUCUGAAACCAUUUGCAAAUGCAAUGAAAUAUUGGGACAACAAGAAAAAGGGACAGAGGGAAACGUAUCAGGAAGAUGAACAUGUUAACAAGCCGGGACCAAAGAGGCAGAUGCCAUUAUUUUCUGAAUUUUUAAUGGUUCUUAUAAGACUCAGGCUUGGACUGUUACAGAGUCACCUGGCAGACAUUUUUGCAAUUUCACAAAGUUCAGUUUCCAAGAUUUUUACAACUUGGAUUAAUCUUUUGUAUCAUGUAUUUAAGGAAGUUCUUAUAAUAUGGCCUGCAAAGGUUCAAAUUCAAAAGCACAUGCCUAAGAGCUUUAGUAGGUAUCCUCGGACCCGUGUAAUUAUUGACUGUACAGAGUUUUUUAUAGAGAAGUCCACUCAACCUUCAGCUCAGAAAAUUACUUGGAGUGAUUACAAGUCACAUAACACUUUCAAACUCUUGGUUGGUAUUUCACCCACUGGAGCCUUCACAUUUGUCUCUAAACUUUGGUCUGGUGGGGUCUCUGACCGAAAUAUAACUCAGAAAUCUGGACUGAUAGACAAGCUGGAACCUCUAGAUGAUGUGAUGGCUGAUAGAGGAUUCAAUAUUAGAGAUAUGGUCACAAAGAAAAAGGCCACAUUAAACAUUCCCCCCUUUGCAAAGGGGAAGUCCCUUUCAACAAAGGCAUGUACAAAAACCAGGAGAAUAGCUGCAGUUCGCAUACAUGUGGAAAGAGCAAUCCAGCGGCUCAAGUGUUUCCGAAUUUUACGUGGUGUGAUACCUAUCACCCUUGCUGCAGUUGCUGAUCAGACUGUGUUUGUAUGUGCAGCACUGUGUAACUUAAUGAAGCCUCUUGUUUCAAAGUAAAUGUCUAAAUAAUUUUCUUAUGUCUGUAUAAAUCAUAUGAUUUUUGAUCGAACUAAAAAAAAACAAUGAGCAUGUAACCCCUUACAGUAGCUACUAUACUAGGUAUAAAUGGAAUAGUUAUGCAUUUACAUAGGCUCAAUGUCACGAAAGGUUCAUAUUUGGAAGUUGAGUUUCUACAUUAUAUGUAUAUUUAUUUAUCUGUACUAUAUAACACUGUACGGUUCUGACCAUAUUUAACCUUUGGAAAAGCUAGUUCUGGUAAAAUGACCGAGUCAAAAAAUGAAUCCAGCUUAACUAGCACUGGAGACCAAAACUCUUGAUCAAACAACACUUUCUCAACAUAAAUACCACCAUCCCUGCCACAAGCAACAAAUAUGCCCCAGGGAUACGUUGUUGCAAACAUUUGUU
Molecule: messenger RNA, 1302 nt
Organism: Pocillopora verrucosa
Lineage: Eukaryota; Metazoa; Cnidaria; Anthozoa; Scleractinia; Pocilloporidae
Source: RefSeq, a predicted model, not a curated record